AUGUCGACGAGCGCAUCGCUUUCAGUACAUGAAGGAGUAUCGUGCGAUGGUUGCAUGAGAGGAAAUUUCACGGGAAACCGUUAUAAAUGUCUUCGAUGUUAUGAUUUUGAUUUAUGCUUCCUCUGCUAUACAAGAAAUCAGUUCAAUGAACCUGGGGGGAGUCAAGUUAAUGUAACUCAUCAUGAGGAGCAUCCGAUGCAGUUGAUUUUGUCUCAAAGAGAUUUUGAAAUUUGUUAUGAAGGAGACCCCAGUAAAAACUUUGACAUCUGUAAAAUUGUAUCAUUCACUUGUCCAUGCUGUGGAAAUGAUGGACAUAGUGUUAGAACUUUAAUUUCUCAUAUUCUUCAAUGCCACUUAGGUCCUCAUCCUGAAAUACCUAUGCUUUGCCCAAUUUGUAUAGCUUAUCCAGAAUUUGAUUCUACUAGAACUGUUCAAGACAUGAGGUCACACAUGUCCACAAUGCACGGAAAUUUCGUGGAUGCCAAUUAUCGUUCACCCGUUGAACCCAGUAUGCGGAAUGUGAGAAGGCCUACCCUAGCUCGACGUACACAACGAGCCCCUCCUCCACCUGCUGCUAACAUUGCUACCCUGGCUAUGGGUUGGACAACAGAUUUGACGGAUGUGGAUGAGAUGUUCAGGAUGGUUGCAAGAGUUCCUACCAUGCAGACAAUCGCAAAUUCAUUCACUAUCGGUGGACCUGUAGCAGCUCCUGUCCCUCCCGCCCAGUUGCAAAGAAUGGGGCAACUCAUCGAGCAACAGCAUGAUCAAAUUCAGCGGCGGUUACGUCAGCAGGAGAAUACCUUACUCGCGCCUCAAACGACUCAGAACCCAACCCAAGUGCAAACGCAACCACUCGUACAGACUGAAACCACUGCUAGAGCGAAUGCUGGACAAGGAAUUCUUUCACUUUCUCUAAACUCGAACGGGGCAAGAUCAAACUCAUCGGCUGUUCAUCUAGCCAAUGAGUAUGCUCAGCCCCGUCAAUCGAGUGCAACCCAACGAACUCAACUAUCUUCUUUGAGUGUAUCUAGGGUUCUGGGGCUUCACCCUAUAUACCCUAGACGAGUGCACGAAACCAGUUCCUCAUCGAAUUCAGCUGAUGAGUUCGAACCGUACGAUGACUUAAUCGAGGUUGAUGCUAAUGGAGAUCCGGUUGGAUCACCUCGUUUAGAUGAUAUCAGUACGGAAGAGGAGUCACCAAGACUCGAAGAUAAGUUACCUUCCACUGUUGGAGAUAUGUCGAAAUUGUUGGAAGGAGGUGUUGAACCAGAAGAUGACAAAGGUGACGAAACUACUGGAGGUGAUUUCGAAUUAGAGGAAGGAGAUAAGGAGGAAAACGAUGCCAGUACUGCCCGAUCUUUCUUCACUGAUGGAACAUUCUCUUGGAAUCCCGAAGUUACUAUUACAGCUGAAGAUAUAGAAAAAGCUAUGAGGUCUACGCUAACAGCAGAUGAAUUGGAAAGUAUAGAAGAAGCUCUCAGAGAAGAAACGGUUGCCGACCAAGAUGAGCCACCUGUAGAUGUCACGAAAAACAGAAAAACCACUGAUCCUCUAACCUCACAACACUGGAUGACUCUACAGUUCGAAGUUCCACCCCUAUCAAACUUUGGAUCAGGUGGAUAUUGGCAUGAUAAACGAUUUUUAAGGCAUAGAAAAACUUUCAAAGACAUUAAUGAUAAAAGUAGCUAUGAAGAUUCCAUAGAAAGAACCGAGAUUGCAUUGGCGUUGAUGAGGACUACCCUCGGACCAUUGAAUGGUCUCUCUGACGGAAAGAUGUACAGUAAGCCUGACGAUUCCAUGAGGAGUAUAUUGGAAAAUAAACCUUAUCCCCUUUUGACGGGUUUACAAACUCAUUUAAUUCCGUUUGCGAGAAAUAGAAAAGAGGAUGCCUUCGGGAACGCUAGUCAGCGUAUUGGAAGCAACAGAGCCUUUUCUUCUUUACCAUUUAUAAAUGAGGCUUUGUCUCAAUUGGAAUUAGCAGAAGGAGAUCGAGCUUCAGGAGAAGAAGAAGAUCCAGACGCCAAUGAAAGGACUGACGGCCAAGACUCGACUAAUGCUCUGCGUAAUGACAUGGACGAUGACAUUGACGAUGACGAGGAAUCAAGUAGACAGGAUGAAGACGACUUUCCUACUUUAUAA
Molecule: messenger RNA, 2139 nt
Organism: Auanema sp. JU1783
Lineage: Eukaryota; Metazoa; Nematoda; Chromadorea; Rhabditida; Rhabditidae
Source: the annotation of a GenBank genome assembly